Molecule: messenger RNA, 525 nt
Organism: Miscanthus lutarioriparius
Lineage: Eukaryota; Viridiplantae; Streptophyta; Magnoliopsida; Poales; Poaceae
Source: the annotation of a GenBank genome assembly
AUGAAGCUGGAAGCUGUGGCGGCGUCCAAGUCCGGCAGCAGAAGCAGAAGCACGGUGGCCUUCUCAUGGGAGCAUGAGCCCGGGGUGUCCAAACAGAGCCCCGCAGAGGCCAGGAAGCCCGCCGCUGGUGCGCCCCGCGCGGAGGCUGUAAGCAGGAGAACGCCGGCGAGCGCUAAGAAGCAGGCGCCUGCGCCUGCCGCGGCUGUGACCGCGCACCCUCACCGGCACCGCCUGCGCGUGCCGCCACCUCCAGGAGGGCCGGGUGCGCCGGCCGCCUCGCCGCCGGGGAGGAGAAAUCCGAGGAGCCGCCGCGUCAGGCCGGCGGAGGAUCCGUUCCUUGCAGCCUACCUGGCCUGCACGGAGGACAGCGCCAACGGGGGCAAGAGACUGCUUGGCUGGGCCGGGCUUGGGCUCGGCCUCGGUCUUGGGAUGCGUGGGCUCGGGCUCUCUUGCAAGAGCUCGUGUGGGGCCGUGGAGGAGUGCGUCGUCAGGCUGGCUAAGGUUCCUGGACUCGACGAGGAUUGA